AUGGCUGCUCAGUUCAGGAGCACUUCAUGGGACCCAAUACUCAUCAUCUCCCAAAUCAUCACCAUGCAAUGUAUUUUUUACUUUGGAUUUGGUUUCUGUACAUUAUUCGUUGAUUUAGUAACCGGAUCACUACACUCUCUUGACCAAAUGUUUUCCUAUCAGGCUGUAAGUAACCAAUCAUUUAUUUAUGAGUUAAAGAGGGAAGGUGUGAUGCUAAACUUCCGAGAUGUGCGAGGAGAACUCUUGAUUGCGGCCACAUUCUUAAAUUCAUUAAUCGGGAGUUUGGGCUUGUGGUAUGUCAUUCAGCGAACAAAAUUAUGUUGGGAUUUCACAGCCACUGUAUACAUUCUACACGUAAUAAUAUGCUGGUCUGUUAACAAAUACCUAUCCACCUCCAUAUUCUGGUGGUUGCUGACCUGUAUGAAUGCCAUUGUUAUGACUGUCUUAGGGGAAUAUCUCUGCAUGAAAACUGAAUUAAAAGCCAUACCACUCGUUGGUACAAAAGUCGAUUUAUGA
Molecule: messenger RNA, 516 nt
Organism: Helobdella robusta
Lineage: Eukaryota; Metazoa; Annelida; Clitellata; Rhynchobdellida; Glossiphoniidae
Exons: 4
Coding region: 1-516 (171 amino acids)
Biological process (GO): Golgi to plasma membrane protein transport; protein localization to Golgi apparatus; Golgi to endosome transport
Cellular component (GO): trans-Golgi network; Golgi membrane
Source: RefSeq, a predicted model, not a curated record